Messenger RNA from Marasmius oreades (fairy-ring Marasmius), 3051 nucleotides. RefSeq lists its product as uncharacterized. Gene Ontology annotation, molecular function: cysteine-type deubiquitinase activity. The transcript has 3 exons. Lineage: Eukaryota; Fungi; Basidiomycota; Agaricomycetes; Agaricales; Marasmiaceae. Bases 1 to 3051 code for a protein of 1016 amino acids. The record is from RefSeq and is a predicted model, not a curated record. Gene Ontology annotation, biological process: protein deubiquitination.
AUGGGAUCUGCAAAGAAGCAACAUGCAAAGACAUUUAGAACGAGGGCUACUAGGUCGACCGGGAAAGCAAAUCUCCUCACAUCUGACCCCUCUCGAAACACGGAAUUGCUGAACAAUCAACUCCGUUCGCUGGGAUUAUAUGCUGCACCUACUUUGGGUGACGGUAACUGUCUUUUUCGAGCGUUGUCGGAUCAGUACUACGGGUCGCCCUCCAAGCAUCACCAAGUACGGCGAGACAUUUGUGAUUUCAUCGAGGACCAUCCCGAGCGAUAUGAAGGUUUCGUCGAUGUGGACGAAUUUGGGGAUGCAGGGGCGAGGAAAGGCAAGGGUGGCGGGCUGAAGGCUUACGUCGCGGGUAUGCGCCAGAACGCGGUUUAUGGAGGGCACAUGGAGCUCUCAGCGUUCGCACAGUUGACUCAAAGAAACAUAAAGGUUAUCCAGCCAGGGCUCGUCUACGUCAUUCAAUAUGACCCUCCGGAACCUUCUACGAGCAAUGUUGCGAAGUCGCCUACGACACCCAAGAAGCGGGACAAGAAGUCCGCGGUGGAUUCACCGUCGAAAUCUGCAAUGGCUGUUGAUGAUACCCCUUCACGACAUACUCGAUCCAGCGCAAAGCUCGAGGCGACUCUGAACGAUCGAGAGAAACGUCACAGGCGACGAGAGCUGCAGCGCAAGAGGGAGGAAGAGGCAAAGCGAAAGCAAGUGCUUAAUACUGAAGGUGAAGAAACAGAAGAGGAUGUGCAAGACGACGACACCACAGUGGUUGUGAAUGAACCUCAAACCAGUGGUCCAAAUAUCUAUGUGGCUUAUCACGACUGGGAACAUUUCUCUUCCGUUCGGAAUUCUCGUGGUCCUCAUAGUGGUAUACCCAAUGUCGAAGAGAUCCCAGCCCCAUCCUCCUACGCCUCGUCGUCGUCCUCACACACAUCCAAUUCUCCCUUCUCCCAGGCAGGAUCGCAGACCUCGCAAUCAUCCAUUCCUGAUGAGCAACCUAAUGAGGAUCUUUCUCCGGCCAAAGUUAGGAAGCGUGAAAGAGAGAAGAAGGAGCGCGAGAAAAAGGAGAAGAAGGUAGCCAAGGGGAAGGAGAAAGCUUCAGGAAAGCCCCAGCCGUUGUCAUCCUCCAAAGGGACGAUGUCGAUGGACAGGUUCCUAAGGUACGAUCCCAAGGAGGCCAAAGCCUCCAAAGUUAGCGUUUGGGAGGUGAAGUCGGAACCUGUGGAUGACGUCUUGCCUCCCCCUGAUUCGACUGUUUCAUUGACCUCUGGAAAGACUGGUUUCAAACUGAAAAUACCUCCGAGGAAAGCUAUAGCCUCCUCACCACCUACUGUACUUUCGCCCUCACACGAAACCAUCGACGUUGAUUCAUACCCCACGCCCUCACCCCUAACUUCAGACACGGAGUCAGAGGAGGGUGAUGUCAACAUAGACGGUAAUGAGGACGCCACCAUGGCAUCCCCAACCAAGCCCACAUCGUCAACGACUAUGGGCCUACCAACCGGUUCAGCCCCGUCGGCGGCUACCUCUCCUCCAGCAUCGCAUUCACCUUCACCCGCUCCAGCCCUAGGAGUAGCCGGGUCCGAUAGUCUCAAUAACGGGAUCCAUUCGCAUAGCAAGGGAACCUCGCCCGGCUCGAGCGGAAACCCGUACCUCAAUAUCAACAUGGCUCUAUCGUAUCCCAACCUCCCGAAUCCACAUAACAAUCUGAACAUGUCGCACUCCAAUGGCUCUCUCCCUAACCUUUCGAACCCACCUCAACAGCAGGUUCAAGCGCAAACUUACAUGGCUGCGAUGUAUAGCUAUGCAGCAGCAGCGGGAUAUCCACCGUACGCAAUGUAUGGCUAUCCAAGUCCCAACGGAGGCGCUAGCACUGGCAGUAUUGGCAGCAGUUCUGGUGGUACAGGUCCUAGUCACCUCUUACAACAGUACCCGUAUGGUUUCCCGACAGGAUAUAGCUAUGGGUAUGGGUAUGCUUACUCCCCGAGCCCUUCUCCCAGUUCAGGCGCACAGGCGCCAAACCUCGGUCAUCGGGCAGGAGACGUCCAAGUCUCGGGCCCUCCGACUCCCAACCCUUACAUGCAUAUGCAGGGCCCUAGCUAUCCUGUCCCUUACAUGCAGACGCACUAUAGUCAGGUACAACAACCCCCUCAGCCUCAGCCAUCACCCGAAUCACAGACCCAGCCCCAGAACUUUAUACAAGCGCCGGCCAACAGUUUAUCGCACUUGACACACCUAUGUUCACCCGAGCGAGGGGAGCGAUCCCCAAAGCGGUCAUUUGAAGAGAGCUUCUCGGACGAUAUUUCGGAUAUGGAGAAGGAUAAAUCUAGCAACAAGUCCGGAGAAGGUGUUCAUUCAAGGUCAAUGAGCAAAGAUUCGACUCAGGAUCCUACCCCUGGUGUUUCUUGCUCCCCCAGUCGUUCUGGGUUUGGUUCUGGGUCUGAGUCGGAAUUCAAGCGGUCGAGAAUCGAUCGCUGGGGGAAAAGGAACGGUUCGAGACGGAGUGUGGACAACGGUCGCAAGACUGAUAAUGUUCAAGUUGUGGAUGGAUCUAAUAACUCUGACCUUGCCGCUAGCGACAUCACCAUCAGACCACCCAUGUGGUCAGACGCUGAUGCUGAUGUUGACGCUGACGCCGAUGGCGAUCCGGAUCCUGACUUUGUUGAGGACGAACCUUCUGGACUUGACCGAGGUAAUGAAGAUACGGAGGAGGAAAGAGAGGUAGAGCACAAGCUCUCUUCUGGUUUUAUUUCUACCUUCACUGAAGCAUAUGAAGAUCACGAGGACCCAGACGAUGACGACCUUGAACCCGACAUAAAUCGCUCACAAUCGCCGUCAUCCGCGCCAAACGCUAACGGCAAGAUAAAAAAUAAAGCACCUGAACGGACACUCACCCGCCGGCAACGCAAGAAGCUGGGGUUGCCCAAGUCGCAUUCUGGCGCUGGUAAAAUUGUCAUUCCCGGUGGGAAACAUGCGCAGACAGGACCAGCAGAUGAGUGGCUUGCCAACGGCGCGGGUAGAGUGGAUGUAAGGGGUUUUAGGGAACUCAAGAUUUAA